AUGCUGUCGUAAAUCUGCAGUUAUUACGACUACCAGAAACCGUUUGCACAUGCGCACUUAAAACAUUCCGUGCAAGAUGGCGACCGCAGCUGUACCAGAGUUUGACGACCUUGAGCCCAUGGACUUCCAGGAGGAAAUGUUGGGGUCGUCCAACUCUAGUAUAGCAGACACCAAGUUUGAUGUGACAGUCGGCUAUAUCGAAGAGAUCAUCAUGGAUGAGGAGUUUCAAGAUCUGCAGAACAAUUUUCUGGACAAGUACUAUGUAGAGUUUGAGGACACAGAAGAGAACAAGUUUGUGUACACUGACAUUCACAAGGAAUGGGUUGAGACAAUAGAAAAGUACCUUGAAACAAACCUGGCCAGGAAGAUGCCAGGGUUCCACAUGCAGGAGUUUGCACAGGCUCUGGAGUCCAGAAAAGACGAGGUUUGUGGUGAGAUCUUCGACAUGCUGGUAUCCUUUACUGACUUCCUGGCCUUCAAGGAGCUCAUGUUGGACUACAGGGCAGAAAAGGAAGGCCGGUCCAUAGACCUGCUGGAGGAUCUGGUGAUCACAUCCAUGUCCAAACCUGCCGGGGGAGCGGCACCAGCACCUGCUGUGGGGGGAGGCAGCAGGCAAGGCACCACACAACCUCAGCUAGCUGUACUACCUGCUGCAGGAGGAUCCAAACACUCCAGUAAACACAGGGUCAAAUAGAACACACAAACACCUGUAUCAUGUGUACAUCUAACAUGUGGAGACUUUAUCUUACUCAUGUCUGUCUGUAUUAAUCGUGAAGGGUCUGCGAUCCUCAACUGUUCUAUAGAAGGCUUGUAUGUUAGCCUGAAAACAAGACAAGCGUUUAGGGAAAGACACAGCACAAAUGUAAGGCUUGCAGUUACAGAUUGAAACAUUUCUGUAGCCAUUGUUCAGGGUAUAUGUCUAGUUCUCAUUAUGUAUCACUUGAACUUCUACCAAUGUGUAACCGCACCUUAGGCCAUGUUGAUUUGAUUAUAUGGAUGACAUCCGCACGCGCAUAAUUUUUCGGACGUUUCCAAAAAUUAAAAAAGCUUUCAACCAUGCUCUAAGUAGUACAAAGCUUGAAAUUAAGCAAAUAUAUGCUGCAGAUUGCAAAAAUAGACAUCAGUAAAUGUAUACUAAUGUCAUAGAACAUUACAAGGUCAAAGAAGAUGUGAAAGAACAAAAACUAUUGUUCAGUAUACUAUAUUCUGUGUAUUCAGUCAUUUGUUCAACCUUCCUGGCCACUUAGAUUUCAUAAUGAAGACAUCUUUUUGUUGGACAACCUUUUUUUCAUUUGCAUGCUCGCAUCAGUUUUUGGAUUCCCAAAGAUGUCAUCCAUAUUAUCAAAUUAAUGUGGCCUUACUACAUACCAGUUGAAUCUACAAACAGCAAUAGACAACUCAAUAUUUGGUACAAACCUUCUCCACAUUAUUGUUGUCCCAUAGGUUGCAAAAGGCUGUAGUUAGUUACUGAUCAUCAUCAUCAUCAUAUCAUAGCUAUUGAUGAGACUGUUGGAUAAGUCAAGAACAAAUGAAAUACAUUCUAGUUUUAAGUUACACUUUUUAUGUUCUCACUUACAGUAGGUGACAAGGUUAUUUGAAGAAAUGCUGUACAUUGUAUAUAUAAUGGUGAUAGGGUAGUGAUGUAUAGCUUUUGUAUUUACAUAAAUGUAUUGUGCUGAUAGUUACUGUCCCUUCUCUCAACUCAACAUUUAUUGCCUACGUAUAAUCUUUCCUUGCUUAAAGCAUUCCAAUAACAGACCUUUAAGAAAGGGGCUGUAGUAAAUGUGUUAGAUGUUGUAUCCAAAGAAAAAGUAGCCUAGGUCCAUUCCAUGGUUCCUCCAUGCAGUUCCAGUUUGUAUAUGACAUCAAAUAAGAUUUUGAAAGUUCCAAACAGCAUUCCAUCUAGUAGCCUUAGUGUCUUUCUGUGUACAACCAUUGAUGUUAUGUUUUGUUGUUCCUAUGUAUCUGUUGUAAGAUUGUUGUGAUUUGUGAAACUUGAUUGAUAGAUGCUUGCAGGAAGUCAGUGUCACAUGCUUUUCUGGUUAAAAUAUAUCUGAUCAAAGCUACAAAAAAUAUAAAUAUCCAUGCAUUGGCUUUAGUCCAAUAUUGUCAAUGUGUUGGGUUACCAAACAUUUUCACUACUCAGUGUAGAAAGCAAGGAAAACAAUUUUGUCAGUUGUCCCCUUUCCCCUUCAGUUCACCUGAUCUGACCAAAAAUUUGACUGUGUACAUGUACUUGAUUUGGCCCACAUAGUUACUCUCCGGCUGUUUUUUAACGUUUUUCUGGUCGUUUUUAUCGGGCUUUCUAUUUUGUCAUUUUUUUGUGUGUGUCCGACACAGCAAGAUAUAAAAAAAAUGAAAGCCUGAUAAAAACGACUAAAAAAAACGUUAAAAAAACAGGCGGAGCCUAACCUCUGCUUGGAGAGUACCACAUAGUACAUUGUGACUAAAAAUACCAGUAAUUGGUUUUCUUAUGAAUAACUGCUUAAAGACUAUUUUGAACAUUCCAUGACAGAGAGAGUUGUAUUUCAUCUUAAGUGGUCCAUGACUGAGAGGAAAGAAUGUGUAUGAUUUUGGCAACUCUUUAAGAAUGGUUUUAGCUGUAAUUAUGUGAACUUCACCUAUGUAUUUGUGAGUUAUCCAAGAAAGAUUGACCACUUACUUACAACUUUUCGAAGACAGUGCAUUUGAAUGUUUGCUGGGCUUUCAAGUUAGGAUAAGUUCUGCAAGGGCUUGUGACUUUCAUUUGGAGGCCAGAUACUUAGCAAUCUUCUCAGCAAAAUGUACCUUCAUACCCUAGUAUGAACUGCAUUGACUUUCCUCAGCAAAAACAGAGAGGUUUUGUCCCUAUCAACCUCUCACAUGAAGAAACAUUUAUAGCCAGGUCAUCUUAAUACUUCUCUUGAAGACUAUCAUGUCUUAAGUUUUUGUUAGCAAAAUAAUUUGGCAUUUGUCCAGUUUGAUCAUGUUGAAUUUGUUGUGCACCCAUUUCGCACUAUUGUGAUAUGAAACUCUGUAAAAUAAACUUAUUGCUUCUACUAAGUUC
Messenger RNA from Branchiostoma floridae (Florida lancelet), 3046 nucleotides. Its product is annotated as ADP-ribosylation factor-like protein 2-binding protein. Gene Ontology annotation, cellular component: mitochondrial intermembrane space. The transcript is spliced from 7 exons. Gene Ontology annotation, biological process: maintenance of protein location in nucleus; positive regulation of tyrosine phosphorylation of STAT protein. The record is from RefSeq and is a predicted model, not a curated record. The coding region runs from base 77 to 694 and encodes 205 amino acids. NCBI's taxonomy places the organism in Eukaryota, Metazoa, Chordata, Leptocardii, Amphioxiformes, Branchiostomatidae.